UUUCAGAUCAACGGCAGUUCUCGGACGUGACUCGUGUUCUUGUGUUGCUCCAUAAUACGCCAAGAUGCCAAUUCGCUGGGGUAUUGUAACUGCGGCAAAGAUUUGCCAUGACUUCGUAAAUGCCUUCAAUUCGUAUCCUGGUGACAAGGGAGAUGCGGUUAUCGCGGCAGUGGCUGCUCGUGACAAGAGCAAGGCCACCGAAUUUGCUAAACUGCACAAUAUACCCAAAGUUUUUGGUUCCUACAAGGAAAUGGCUGAGAGCAAGGACAUUGAUGUUGCAUAUGUUGGGUCUUUAAUACCUUACCACUACGAACUCGCCAAGUUAUUCCUCGAAAAUGGCAAACACGUUCUCUGCGAAAAGCCCUUCUGCCUCAAUUCCAAGCAAGUUGUUAGUUUGGUCAACCUCGCUAGGAAGAAAAAUCUGUUUUUGAUGGAAGCAAUUUGGUCCCGCUUUGCUCCAUCAUAUAUUGCACUAGAAAAAGAAAUUCAAGCUGGAAAAUUGGGUGAACUGCAAUUCGUCGAAGUUAACUUCGGUGUUCCAGUCUCUGAAAUUGCCAGACUCAGCAAAAAGGAGCUGGGAGGCAGCGCAAUCCUUGACUUGGGUGUAUACGCGUUGCAAUUCGCUCAAUACAUCUUCAAAGACGAGCCCCUUAAAUGUACAGCCAUCGGCAAAUUGAACAGUGACGGUGUCGACGAAGUAGACAAUGUGAUUCUCGAAUAUUCUGGAGACAGAAGAGCAGUUCUUAACAUCCACGCUAAAGCUCAACUAUGGAACAAGGCUACUGUUUAUGGGACUGCUGGUCGCGCAACGGUAGAGGAUCCGUUCCACUUCCCCGAUACUUUGAUUCACGUUGACGGAAAGGUGGAAAAAUUCCCACUGCACACCUCAAACAUCCACUACAAUUUUGACAAUAGUGCUGGUCUGGUCUAUGAGGCUUUGGAAGUCGUGAGAUGUAUUAAACAAGGACUUAUUGAAUCGCCAAGAAUGCCACACAAGGACAGCAUCACCAUUGCGAAGCUAGAAGACUCAGUGAGACAACAAGUUGGAGUUGUAUACACUGUUGACAGCCAAGAAUUCCCUUAGCAUAUCAUAAACUGCCAAAUUAAUUAUGAAUGAGACAUUAAAAUACAAUGAUUUAUUAAAUCAAAUAUAAUAUGGU
This is a messenger RNA of Leptidea sinapis, 1160 nucleotides long. RefSeq names its product trans-1,2-dihydrobenzene-1,2-diol dehydrogenase-like. The transcript is spliced from 6 exons. NCBI's taxonomy places the organism in Eukaryota, Metazoa, Arthropoda, Insecta, Lepidoptera, Pieridae. The coding region runs from base 65 to 1084 and encodes 339 amino acids. The record is from RefSeq and is a predicted model, not a curated record. Gene Ontology annotation, molecular function: nucleotide binding.